CGGAGAUAUUUAAGAUUUUAAAGCGUCACUCACGAAUAAUGUUUUUUCGUCGGGGCCCUAGUCCAAUCCACGAGUACAUAAAAUUUGCAGAGAGGACAUAGAAAUUAAAUUACAGCAUUAAAAACACCUUUAUUUCUUGAGGACAUCACAUAAAUAGAAUUUAAACAACAUGGUGACUGAAGAAACAGCGGCAAAUAGUGAGGCACAGUCAAAAAAGGCAGCAAAGAAGCAAGCUGCUAAGGCUGAGAAAGCUGCAAAGAAAGCCGAACAUAAGGCAACAGAACAUGGUACAACUGAGAAUCAAGAUGAAGCAUCUGGCGAGGAUUAUUCAAAAGACAAGUACGGACACUGCAAAAUGAUUCAGUCUGCUGAGAAAUUGUCGGAAAGAAACUUCGUUCCAGUACAUCAAUUAGGUGAAUCAUUAGGCACGCAAUCGUCAGUUUGGGUGCGUGGGCGAAUCCACACAUCAAGAUGCAAGGGUAAGCAAUGCUUUAUCGUUUUACGACAGCAAUCGAGUACAGUUCAAGUUCUUAUAUCUGUCAAUGAGAACAUUUCAAAACAAAUGGUAAAAUUCUCUGGAUCAAUUCCUCGUGAAAGUAUCGUUGACAUUCAUGCAAACAUAAUUAAAGUUGAUCAGAAGAUUGAAUCGUGUACUGAAAAGGACUUGGAAUUACAUGCUAUCGAGAUCUAUGUUGUAUCACAAGCUAAAGCUCAAUUGCCUUUACAAAUUGAAGAUGCUGCUCGUCCUGAAAAGAAGGAUGAUCCAGACAGUCUUAAUAUUCGUGUAAAUCAAGAUACUCGUUUAGAUAAUCGUGUCUUGGACCUUCGUACACCAGCAAAUCAAGCCAUUUUCCGCUUAGAAGCAGGAGUUUGCAAAUUAUUCCGUGACAUUUUAGCCAAUAAAGGAUUCGUCGAGAUUCAUACACCUAAAAUCAUUUCUGCGGCUAGUGAGGGCGGUGCUAAUGUUUUUACUGUCAGUUACUUUAAGGAAUCGGCAUAUUUAGCACAAUCCCCUCAAUUAUACAAACAAAUGGCUAUUGCUGCUGAUUUCGAUCGUGUCUUUACUGUUGGAGCUGUUUUCAGAGCUGAAGAUUCAAAUACUCACCGACAUUUGACUGAAUUCGUUGGAUUGGAUUUAGAGAUGGCAUUCAAAUAUCAUUAUCACGAAGUUCUUGAAACUAUCGGAAACACAUUCACUGAAAUGUUUAAAGGAUUGCGUGACAAUUAUGCAAAUGAAAUUACAGCAGUUGGACAACAAUACAAUGUCGAACCAUUCAAGUUUUUGGAACCACCAUUAAGAUUAGAAUUCCAUCAAGCCGUUCAAAUGUUGCGUGAAGCAGGAAUUGAAAUGGAUGAUGAAGAAGAUUUAUCAACACCCAAUGAGAAAUUACUGGGACGUUUAAUUAAAGCUAAAUAUGAUACUGAUUUUUAUAUGCUGGAUAAGUUUCCACUUGCAAUUAGACCAUUCUACACAAUGCCUGAUCCCAACAAUCCUAAAUAUUCCAAUUCUUAUGACAUGUUCAUGCGCGGAGAAGAAAUUUUAUCUGGAGCACAACGUAUCCACGAUCCUGAAUAUUUGGUAGAACGUGCCAAACAUCAUGCAAUUGACAUAUCAAAGAUCGCGGCAUACAUUGAAGCUUUCCGUUUUGGAUGUCCUCCACAUGCUGGUGGUGGUAUUGGAAUGGAGCGUGUUGUCAUGCUGUAUCUUGGAUUGGAUAAUAUCAGAAAGACGUCAAUGUUCCCUCGCGAUCCAAAGCGAUUAACCCCGUAAAGGGACAGACAAAGAAAAUAAAAAUCAAUAUAGACCUUGAUGCUUAUACUUAAAUAUUUGAUUUUUUGAUUAAAUUUUUCAAUAAAAUAUCCUAC
Molecule: messenger RNA, 1866 nt
Organism: Chironomus riparius
Lineage: Eukaryota; Metazoa; Arthropoda; Insecta; Diptera; Chironomidae
Source: the annotation of a GenBank genome assembly